Molecule: messenger RNA, 7964 nt
Organism: Ostrea edulis (European flat oyster)
Lineage: Eukaryota; Metazoa; Mollusca; Bivalvia; Ostreida; Ostreidae
Product: protein ELYS-like
Exons: 39
Coding region: 198-7553 (2451 amino acids)
Molecular function (GO): protein binding
Source: RefSeq, a predicted model, not a curated record
AUAUCAUCCAAUGAAAAUUGUCGUUGCCUACUGGGGGAAAUGGUGGAGUUGAAACGACGAAUUUUCAAAAGUAAUCGGAAAAAACAAAUAUCUAUUUCAUCAGGCCAACUUUCUUUUCUUUGUGCAAUGCUUCAACAAAGUUUAACCAUCUAAACGGAAAGGCGACUAGGGUGCAGUGAAACGGACAUAGUCAAACCAUGAGGCCUGGUACAACACCACACAAAGUUUCCCCAUUAAAACCAUACAUAGGAACUAAUUCAUCAGCAGUGUUUGGUCAAAGUGAUGUUGCCAUUGCCGGUGUUUCAAAAGAUGGAUCAAUAUGCUGGCUUGUAAGAGAGGCUGUUCUUGAAGUAGUGGAUACAAAGUCAAGCCAGUGUCUGUCUUCUUGGAAGUUCGGAGAAAUCAUCUGUGACCCUCAUGCAUACAUAACCUGUGUUAAGGAGUACCAGUAUGGAAGCAAUCGUAAACUGUUAGUCGGAGUCUGUUAUUCUUCAUCCAGUGGUCUGCUGUGUCUUCUUGAUGUUCACCUGUCAAAAAUUAUCAAGACCAUAGAGAUUCCGCAAAAGAUUUCAUCAUUAGACCCAGUUACAAGUAUGGGAGGCGAUGACGUUCCAGUUUGGGCGCUGAGUGCACACUUGCGACAUUUCUAUGGCAUUGUUGCAGUGGGAACCAAUGGUGGCAUUGUAUAUCUUAUAGACAUGUGCCUUGAUGAUGACAUGGAAUCAGAUGAAAUAAAACCAAACAAGCUCCAGCUCUUGUCUCCCCGUUCACGUGACACGGAGCAGAGGCGAGUACAGGCCAUGUCAAGAUCCCAGCACCUCUGUAUGGUCUUAGACGAAGAAGCACAGGAAAGUGGAUACAAGUACAAGAGAUGUGAUGGAACAGUAAUGAAGACAUUUAACACAGAUGCAGUACAUGUUAGCUGUUUGCAGUACAUACAACAGAUAGGAAGUCUUUUUGUGGGCUUUAGUUUUGGUAGUUACCAAAUCUGGAAACUUCAUGUGCCGGUGCUGGAAUACAGCAGCAGGUUAGAUGUAGAUAUGGUCCCCAUAACACAUAUAGCUUACCAGGAACCCGAGAAUGACCCCAAGAACUUCAGCUAUAUCUGGAUUACAAGAAGCACCGGCGACCAUCAAGAUGACAGCUUAUCCAUAAUAACAUUAUACCAACUGGCAUUUAACAAGAAGACUUUGUACAGCAACUAUGGACCUUUUUAUGAGGAUCUGACCUCAGUGAGCUUGAGAUUUGACUUUGAACUGGUUGCAUCACCCCUGAACCCCAGCCUUAAGCCUUCAGUAUCAAGUCGAAUCAUCUCUUGCUAUACCCUACAAGAUCCUUGUUACAAGCCACCUUCAAAACUUGAUGAAGAGGAAUCGUUUGAAGAGAGUUUACAUGGUCCAGACCUGAGUUUGAGUGUCUUUGUGUGGGAGUGUUCGGAUGGAUACAAACAGACGUCACACAUGGGAAUAUUUGACAUGAAUCGGUGGUACCAUGCUCAGAUGCCUUCCACUGUUAGGGCAUCCUCGGGACCUAUGGACACGUGUUCUUACUUUUCCUUCCUCAGUCUAGAUGAGAUAGUUGAACAGUCGGAGCAAGGCUCUGUAAUGGCUGUGUACCUAUCUGUGGAUAAGCUGAGCCGAUUUACCAACACUUCUCUCAUGCCCCCAGAGCAACACUUCUACCCAUCUGCACUGGCGUUUAACACUGUGUGUGUUCUUGAUGAAGGAAUAGUGAAAGCUCAGUAUCUGGGUACCCAAAGGCAGGUGAUGGCUACCAUGCAAAAGAUGGGCCCCUCUGUACUUUUGAACCCUAAGGAACUGUAUAACUUGUGUGUGGUUGUGGGACUAUUACCCAGACCACUGGAUUCAGCUGCCAGUAAUCCUUCCUCUGCACAAAUGAAGGAAUCUCUGCUGACUAUGGCUCUCAACAACCACAUACUGUCUUUUAUAAUCAAAUGUGUCCAAGAAUGGGGCCCAGGGGAGUUUGUGCAUGUUGGCUGUACACUAAAGUUCUUGUUGGACUGGGUAUGGAAUCGAGUUGCAGAGAUCAAGAACAACAUUGACAACUCAUGUGUAACUCUUUAUGACUGGUCGGGAAUCCCCCUUGACAGACGAGCAGUACAGACUCUCUACCAGUCCAAUCAAAGACUGGGCAGUAUAGCAUCCAUCAUUAAGGCCCUGAUCAGCCAGUCGGCGCCCACCACUGAAGAAGGUUUAGGUGAUUUGCAGGACAAGUUAUCAGUUGUGACAUACAUCCAGCAACAUUUACAGAUGGUCAUCUGGUUUUACAACAUGAAACUUCUUCCAGAGAGAGAUGAAGUGGAAGAGACAGAGGAGAAGUAUUACAAUUACCCAGCUGGAUUACUGAUCCAGUCAUAUGCACAGAAAAGGCAGGAAAUCCAGAAAUUAGACAGCUCUGUGUGCCCGACUGAUUUAUUAAUGAUUGAUGGGAUGGUAGAACAGAUGGGAGAGAAGAUAAGGGACCUCUGGUACAGAGAGGGGGGAAGCGGUCUGUACCCGCCCUGUAGUCUGCACGCUUUGUUGAGUAUUUAUCUGUUGGAUGACAUUUCUCUGAUUGACAAGCAUUCCCUGGUUCUGUAUGGUCUCCUGGACAUGGUGUCUGUGGCAAAUCCUGAUGCCCAUGAAAAGUUGGCAUCGAAAGUCCAGAAGUUUUCUAGAAAAUUUGGGAUUCCGUUUACUGUUGUGAGACAGGUCCAAGGAUUCUGGCUUCUGGAUCACAAGGAUUUUGAGGAGUCUAUUUCCUUGAUUCUUGACCCCCUGGUGUCUCUCGACUUUGGCCAUUGGCAGCAUCAGCGUAUAGUCAAGUCCCUGUUGUAUCAAGGACAGAGUAAAAUAGCUGCCAGGUACCUCCAAACUGUCCAACCUGCCUUGUCCACUCCGGAGGAGGUGAAACUAAAGCUGACAGUGCUGCUGGCUAGUGGGUUGACAGCUGAAGCACUGGAAUACCAAAGAUCUUGUCAGGACCAACACAAUGCCCAAGAUUUACUGCAACACAUAUACCAGGCAUGUCAACAGACUAAGACAGUGGAUCAGCUGCUGCAGUUGCCAAUGACCAGACUGGAGGAAGAAAACCUGGUCCAGUUUCUGACCGCCAGUGGUGACCAAUAUUGUCAGGAGAUCCUUAUCCUACAUUAUUUACAGAGAGCUUGUUAUGUGGAGGCCAUCAGGCUCAAUGAGAAACUCAAACAGACUGUCAUGACUGAUGCAAGUGCAAAAGCCAGAGAAAGAGCAUCUGCUAGGAAUGCUAUUGUGGAUGGUUUCAUGUCAGUGUUGACUGGUGUUCAAAGGAAACUGGUUUGGGAGAGUUACCAUUGUCAAAAGAAACCUUCAGUGUCGAGAAGAGAAGUGAAGCACCCCCUGCCACUGUCCACCAAGGUCACCAAGAGAAACUACAACAUGCAGUCACGGUCCUCUCUGUAUGCGGAUGUGAUGAGUCAUGUGGAUGAAAUGGAAAAUGACCAACAAAUGGAAAACUCUGAAGGAACUCCUGAGAGAAUAUCUAGAGGGCCUGUUUUUGGAACUCCUCUUACGCCUAGAAUGAAUGAGACAUUAAAUUCCCAACCAGUGGUUUAUCCUGAAAUGAAUGCCACAUCCUGGCAGAAUACUAGUCAAAAUUUAAAUGCCAGCAGUCUAACUCCCAUCAGAUCUAAAAUGAAAGUUCAAGGUGCCUCUGCAUUAAGACUGCUACAAACCCCCAAAGUGGAUCGAAAGACUCCAAGGGGAUUAAGUCGCUCAGCAUCUACUGCCACUCCACAGUCAAUCCUCAAAGUCCGCAACCUGAUAAACAGCACUGCUCAAUUAGACUCAUCAAAUACAAGCAACAAAGAACUCUCAACAGUCCAGCGUGCUUCAGAAUUCAGCGUUGAUGAGAAUGUCAUGGCUGUGUCUCCCAGACCUAAUAAGUCUGCUACUCCAAAAGUUGCACUCUCAGUGAGUACAGGACCUGGUCAUGGAACACCGAAGAAACUGAGGUUUGUCAUGGAUGAAAAACCUGAGGAACUGGAAGCUCCGACAUUUGAAAGAGACUCUCCUGUACCCUCACCAAAAAAGCUACGCUUCUCAGACAGUGGUGCUAAAACAUCAUCUAUGAAAACUUCUGAAUCACCCUCCAGUCGAAAGUCUGCUCUGGCUAGAUCUCCAAUUAGGCCUGUGAAAAACCGCAGUCCAACACCUGAAAGUAUUUCCAUGUCUCCUAAAAACCGAUCUAAACUUGAUAAGGUAAAUCGCUCUCCAAGAGUCGAGGAUGAAACCAUGAGUAACAAAAUCCAAGAAGAGCAAGAAAUGGAAAAUGAAGGCUCUUUCCAUCCACCUGCUGUGACAUAUCAUAGUGAAAUCAGUGCAAUUAGGUCAUCGCCAAAGGAAAUGGAAACGGCUUCCUCGAAUCCUGGGGGGAUGUCCUCUACCAUUCCUCUGACAAACUUUUCCAAAGGCAGAUUCACUCAGCUGAAAAACUCCCCACAUAAAGCUAGUCCAAACAAACUUAGCAUAAGCUCUGUUUGCAAGUCUCCAACAGUGAAACUUUCACAGGAGAGAACUGCAUUGUUCAGUGAGACAGAAACUGUAAAAGCUUCAGAAGAAGAGGUCAGCACUACCACAGAGGACAAGGAACCCAUUGAGAUUGACCUCACUGUGGAUGAGGACAUGGAGGAAGAUGAAAUACCAGUCAUUUCCACUAAAGAAGUUGAUGGCACAAUUGCAGAACUUAAAGACAGAACUCUCGUGUCUGCAGCAGACAGCUCUGUGGACAACAUACCCACUUAUGCUUUUGCUCUUCCAACAAAUACAGAGGAUGUGCUUUUAAAGGAGAAGAGACCUUUUCAACGAUUACGAUCAAAUCAUCAGUUUACCUUUUCACCACCAGUACCAGUGGAAUCAUCUGGACAAAAAGAUGAAGGUACUGGCUUUGACUUCAGUAAGACAGCUGAAGCUGACAGUACAUCUGAAAUGAAGAUUGAUAAUGAUCAAGUGUUCUCUUCUAUAAAUGGAAAGUUAGAUAGUUCACCAGAUGAAGAAGUAAUUAAAAAUAUGGAAUCCAGGUCACGGAGAGGAAACCUUAGAUCUCAAAAGUUUAAAUUCAGUUUGAAAUCACCACCCUCAGAACAAAAACUUCAUGGAAAGAAAGCAUCUGUGUCUUCUAGAGGAAUCGAUGGAUCUUUCCUGGAUACAUCAGGUAGGACCAUUGAAAAAGAACUAGCCCCAAAAUCCAGAUCAAAAAGGUCACAAAGAACACCAUCUUGGAAGUUUGCAAAGAAAUUGGAGUCCUCAACAGGACAAGAAAACAUGGAGAGGACAGUUUCCUCAGGUGUUCCAGACUCUGAGGCUCAGUCUGAAAAUGAAAAACUGGAUAGUGGUGAUGGAGAACAAAACAAGUCAAGAAGAGGAAGGUCUAGGAAGCACACAGUGUCAGUAAUUCAGACUAGGUCUUCAGACAAACAAUCCAAAUCAACAAAUACAUCUCCAUUAGAGAGAAAGUCUUUUAAAGGAUCGAAGUCAAAAUCUCCAAGUGCAUCACCUUCCCAGAAGUCAACAAGUACAUCUCCAUCAGAAAGAAAAUCUAGAAAAGAAUUUAAAUCCAAAUCUCCAAGUGCAUCAUCACCUUCCCAGAAGUCAACAAGUACAUCUCCAUCAGAGAGAAAAUCUAGAAAAGGAUCUAAGUCAAAAUCCCCAAGUGCAUCACCUUCACAGCAAGCUGCUGAAACUCGCUCCAGGUCUAGUUCAAAAUCACAAGAAAAGGUUGUGAGCAAAAGCAAUGUGAUAUCCUCAAGACAUUCCAACAGGCAGAUGUCUGAAUAUGUGUCACAAGAUACAUCUCCAAGUUCUGUAGUGGACAGACCUGUUCGGCAAUCAGCUAGGAGAGGAGGUUCAAAGUCAAAAUCUCCAGCAGUAGAAGAAGUUUUUGCCACUCCAACCAGACAUUCCACACGACUUAGAAAUAGGAAAUCGCUUUCACCCACACAAGAUACCAGUAUGUUAGGAACCUCUAUUAGAUCAACAAGGGCAAGGGUUUGGAAGGUAGACUCUUCUUCCAGAGAAAGAAGUGAAUCUCCAUCAAAAUCAAAAACAAGCUACAAUGAUGAGAUAAGGACCAGGUCUCAGGCAGAGGAAGUAUCAAAGACGACAAUAGUAUUAACCCCUACUCCGAGCAGAAGAGGAAGAAGAAAACAACUGGAUAGUGAGUCCUCAGAGCUCGAAGUUCAACAGAAGGGUACUCCAAGUAGAAGAACAAGGAGAAAGGAUGAGAAGCAACAUGUUGAUCCCCAGGAGACAACCAAAGUUGAGAAUAGCGGAACAGGAACACCUAGUAGGAAAGGAAGAAAGCAGACAGGUGUUGAAAAUCAGGUGCAGGAAUCUGAAGCAGAUAUAACAGAAAAGAAGCAUGUCUCUAACAGACAUGGAAAGAUGAAGCAGAUAGAAGCAGAGGAACAAGAAAGGGAACCUGAAACUAAUGAACUGCAAGCCACCCCAAGCAGACGUCAUAGGAAAAAACAAAGUGUAGGGGAAGAACAGGAUAAGGAGUCUGAAAUGGAGAUGACAGAAGCACCGGUUACCCCAAGCAGACGAGGUAGGAGGAAGCAGACAGCAACUGAUGAAAGUAUUCAAGAAUCAAAGGAUGAUGCAGUUGUCACUCCAAGCAGAAGCACCAGGAAGAAGGUUCAAGUGACACAAGAGCAGGAAAUCACACUAGUCAAGACCACUCCCAGUAGAAAAGGAAGAAGAAAACAGCCCCAGGUAGAGUCUGACCAGACAGUAGAGGAUGAAGUAAAGACCCAGGAGAAAACUGAAAGUAGAUCAGAGGAAGGAAAGAUGGAGAAUCCAGCAGUGGAGACUUCAGAUGAGAUUGAUGAAAGUGAACAUACGUCUAAGACUGGUGAUGAGAAAAUGUUAGAAGAGGAGAAUAAAAAUAACAAUGCGACUUCCCUAUCCUUUGAAUUUGCUGAGCCGGUUGAUUUUGAGAUCGACGAUGAUUCCAAAAAGGAGUUAGAAGCCAGUUUUGAGGCUGCCAAUUCCUUUUUAUUCUCUCCACCGCUGACAAGAGGCUUAAGCAAACGACUAAGUAUGGACCCCAAUGAUCGCACUAGUCUAUCCAGUCGUCUCAGCCUGGAACCAGAUAAUCGUAGUAGGCCUUCACAGAAAAGACUGAACCAACAGGAUCAUGAGAUCAUUCCUCCAAUUCUUCUACCUUCAGUUAAUGUUUCACCAAGGCCUCCUAUUCACGAGGAGCCGUCCUUAACAAGGAGAAUGUCACUAAGAGGUUCCAGGAGUCAAACUCCAGAGGUUCAGAAGAAAUCAACAUUGCCAAGACGAGGGGCGUCUGAACCUCCGGACAAUCCAUCUGUGGCCAAAAUUAGGAAAAGGGGAAGGAAAAAGAGAGAACUAUCUCCAGUUGAUGCUGUGAGCCUUAUACCUGUGAUUCCGGAGGAAGAACCUCGACAGACCCGAAGUUCAAGAACCAGACAGAGCGCCUCUGAGGAACCAAACUCCACUCAGCACUAUAAUCGUCGUGAGAGAAAAAAGGCUUACAAACUUUGGUAGAUAAUUCUACUAAGAAGAUAUCUGGACUGUGAUCAAUAUUCUCUUACAAGAAAAUACUUGAUUCCUUUUAUAUUUUUAAUUAAUAAUCAGAAUUUUGGUAUAACUUUGGGUGAAAAUUGUUUUUGGAUUGAAUGCAGUGCUUAAAUACAGUAAAUGCCAAACAGAAACUAAAGAAAUAAAAUUCAAUGUUCAUUUAUUGAUAUUAUGUGCAUAUGUGUUUGUAAUACUGCAGUUGUUGAUGUUUUGCUAGGGAUGAUUUGAACAAGAGAUAUGUUUCUUUGCAGAGCAAAAUGUAUGGCUUAAGACAAGUUGAUGCGAUGUGGAAGUAAUAUUUGUUGUACUUUUUCAUGAAUAAAGAAAUUAAUACAAUGUACUUUUUAUGGGGGAAAAUAAACACUCUAGUUUUUGUGA